This is a messenger RNA of Besnoitia besnoiti, 435 nucleotides long. RefSeq lists its product as uncharacterized. The transcript is spliced from 2 exons. The record is from RefSeq and is a predicted model, not a curated record. NCBI's taxonomy places the organism in Eukaryota, Apicomplexa, Conoidasida, Eucoccidiorida, Sarcocystidae. Bases 1 to 435 code for a protein of 144 amino acids.
AUGCGGUUUUUCACUGCUCUGCUCCUCGGCUCCCUCGUCGGCUUCGCCGCCGCGUCGGAAGAUGGGGUUGUAAACGACGCCACUGAUGCGGCAGUCAGUGAACCCGCGCUCGACUCCGACUCUGAGGUUGAACAGUAUUUGCUGGAAGGCGAAAGAGAACUCGAAGGCCUGCUUGGAACCGACACGUAUCCGCUUCAUCAAAUGCUGCAGACAAUGAUCCGGAUCUUGUCCACCCGAUUCGACGUUGAUGAGGUCGACCUUGCACAGGUGGCAAAGAUGCAAAUGGAGAGAUUGGGCCAAAUGACAGCUGAGGAUAUCCAGGCAAAAGUUGAGUCGCUUCUGCAAAGCGAAAGCCCCGAUCUGAAUGAGGCCGGUCUUCGUGAACUUCUCGACGCUCUCAACCUGGAAGAUAUGACGGAAGCCGAUGGUAUUUAA